Molecule: messenger RNA, 918 nt
Organism: Diorhabda carinulata
Lineage: Eukaryota; Metazoa; Arthropoda; Insecta; Coleoptera; Chrysomelidae
Product: lys-63-specific deubiquitinase BRCC36-like
Exons: 4
Coding region: 90-857 (255 amino acids)
Biological process (GO): double-strand break repair
Cellular component (GO): BRCA1-A complex; BRISC complex
Molecular function (GO): metallopeptidase activity; cysteine-type deubiquitinase activity; polyubiquitin modification-dependent protein binding
Source: RefSeq, a predicted model, not a curated record
UCACAAUUGACAGAUUUCAUAUAAAUAUAAGUAGUGAAUUACAUAUGUCAAUCUUGUUGUAUACUUAAACAAUUUCUUUUUUGUUUAAAAUGCUUUCCGAAAUUUAUUUAAAACGGGUAAAUAUGACUGCAGAUGUGUAUGCAGUAUGUGUUCAACAUGCCUUAACGACCGAAAAGCAAGAAAUUAUGGGGCUACUUAUUGGUGAAGUAGAUGAAAAUGAACGUACAUCAAAUAUAUCUGCCUGUGUUAUCUUACAUAGAAGCGAUAAACAACCAGAUAGAGUAGAAAUAUCCCCUGAACAGUUAUGCACAGCAUCAAUGCAUGCUGAUCAACUUGCAAAUAAACUAAAUAGACCGAUGAGAGUAUUAGGGUGGUAUCAUUCCCAUCCACACAUUACUGUAUGGCCGAGUCAUGUUGAUAUAAGAACACAAGCAAUGUAUCAAACAAUGGAUCCUCUAUUUGUGGGUUUAGUUUUUUCUGUUUUUCAAAAUAAUGCAAGAUCACGAGAAAAUCAAAUCCAAGUAACAUGUUUUCAAGCAGUCCAAGAACAUUCCGAGGUCGAAAGAAGAGAAAUUGAGUUGGUGAUACAGCCAUCAUCAUUUGAAAAUUACAAUUUAGAAGGAAUAGCAAAUCUUCCCAAAAUCCUAAUUCAAGAAGAAGUUGAAUGUCAUGAUGUACAGGAUAAUGGUACUCAAGAUGAGUUAAGUGCCCUUCAUAAUGAUGCUUUCAAAACAUUAGCUUUAGUACACAUCGUUUGUAAAAUAUCUAGGCCACUUUGUGAUGAUCUUGAACAAAGAAAAAGAACCAUUAAUCAAAGGGUUAAGGAACUAGAAAAUCUUAAAAAAAAUUUAAAUUGAAUUGUGCUUAUUUUUAAGUUUUAAUUUAAUAUCGUUUAUUGUAAUAAAUAUUUUCUUUGUA